Molecule: messenger RNA, 3678 nt
Organism: Passer montanus (Eurasian tree sparrow)
Lineage: Eukaryota; Metazoa; Chordata; Aves; Passeriformes; Passeridae
Gene: AP3M2
Product: adaptor related protein complex 3 subunit mu 2
Exons: 8
Coding region: 915-2171 (418 amino acids)
Biological process (GO): intracellular protein transport; endocytosis
Cellular component (GO): cytoplasmic vesicle; clathrin adaptor complex
Source: RefSeq, a predicted model, not a curated record
GCAAGGCGGAUAGCACGUCUUAAAAUAUUUGCCCACAGUCCUGAAUCACAGCUGGGUCUGAAAUCUCAGAUCUCAGCCUCUCCGUGCUGGUGCGACAGCGAGACCUUCCUCCCACAUAGAGGAGGCUCCCGUAUAAAAAAAGCUCUGUGCUCAAGCAGCUUAUUUCAUGGGAUACAAAUGACUGCUUUCCCGUUUUUAUUCCCAGCAGUGUAGUAGAAAAAUUAUUUGUCAUGGCAUGUUUAACUCAGAAGUCCAGGGAUCUGCUGUAUGAACGUGAAACACUAGUUGUAGUUAUGCAAAGGAAUAAUUCGCUAGAGAAUUUGGGUAAAUUUGGCAUGACAAUUGUUUCCACGCCAGCGGGGCGUUACUCCGUGGUGAACGAGCCAGCAAAAUAAUGUAACGAAAAACGUUUCCCUAAAUGUUCCUCCCUGCCAAAGCCGGGUUAUUUCCUCAUUCCAUGGACUAUAUUCCAGUUCCCCUGUAGAAAAGGGACCCCUAAACGCUGAGGAGGAGCAGGCGGGGCAGCGAGCGCACCGCGCCGAACGAGGGGAGCGCGGAGCGCCCUCCGUGAGGGACAUCCCCGGCUCGCCAUGGCGCCGCCUAGCGCAGCUCCGGGCCUCGGGGCUCCGCGUCGCUCCCUGCCUUGGCAGGCGCGUAACGGGGCGGGACACGGAAUCGGUCGCAGGAUAGAGACGCUCUACCGGGAGCGAUGCCCGUCCGGGGUUGUUGCGGAGCGUGAGCUCGCCGCCUCACCGGUGCGCGCUGCCCAGACCCGUCCCGAGCGGCGGGGGCGGUGCUGGCGGCGGCCGCGCUGCGCGCGCGAGGGGCGGGGCCGGCGGCGGGCGGGGGCGGGGCCUGCGCCGGGAGCGCUCUGAGGGGAUUUCGCUCCGGCACGGCACGGCACGGCCGCAACCAUGAUCCACAGCCUGUUCCUGAUCAACGCCUCGGGGGACAUCUUCCUGGAGAAGCACUGGAAGAGCGUGGUUAGCCGCUCCGUGUGUGACUAUUUCUUUGAGGCGCAGGAGCGGGCCUCGGAGGCGGAGAACGUGCCGCCGGUGAUCCCCACGCCGCACCACUACCUCCUCAGCGUCUACCGUCACAAGAUCUUCUUCGUGGCCGUCAUCCAGAGCGAGGUGCCGCCGCUCUUCGUCAUCGAGUUCCUGCACCGCGUCGUGGACACGUUCCAGGAUUAUUUUGGUGUCUGUUCAGAGGUAAUAAUCAAGGACAAUGUUGUGGUGGUUUACGAGGUGCUGGAGGAGAUGCUGGACAAUGGAUUUCCAUUGGCAACAGAGUCCAAUAUUCUUAAGGAACUGAUAAAGCCUCCUACUAUUCUGCGAACAGUCGUCAACACCAUCACAGGAAGCACUAAUGUGGGUGACCAGCUUCCCACUGGACAGCUCUCAGUGGUGCCUUGGAGACGUACUGGUGUAAAAUACACCAACAAUGAGGCCUAUUUUGAUGUGAUUGAGGAGAUAGAUGCAAUCAUUGACAAAUCAGGUUCCACCAUUACUGCUGAAAUCCAAGGAGUCAUUGAUGCUUGUGUCAAGCUGACUGGGAUGCCAGACCUUACCCUUUCCUUCAUGAACCCUCGCUUAUUGGACGAUGUCAGCUUUCACCCCUGCGUGCGUUUCAAGCGCUGGGAGUCAGAGAGAAUUCUCUCCUUCAUUCCUCCUGAUGGGAAUUUCCGUUUGCUCUCCUACCAUGUCAGUGCUCAGAAUCUUGUGGCAAUUCCUGUCUACGUUAAGCACAACAUCAGUUUUCGUGACAGCAGCUCCCUGGGACGGUUUGAGAUCACAGUGGGGCCAAAGCAGACUAUGGGGAAGACUGUAGAGGGAGUGAUGGUCACUAGCCAGAUGCCAAAAAGUGUCUUAAAUAUGACCCUCACACCCUCCCAGGGAACACAUGCCUUUGAUCCAGUUACAAAGUUACUGUCAUGGGAUGUUGGGAAAAUAAACCCCCAGAAACUGCCAAGUCUGAAGGGGAGUGUGAGCCUGCAAGCUGGGACAUCAAAACCAGAUGAAAACCCCACCAUUAACCUGCAGUUUAAAAUUCAGCAGCUGGCUAUAUCUGGACUGAAGGUGAAUCGCCUGGACAUGUAUGGGGAGAAGUACAAACCAUUCAAGGGGAUAAAAUACAUGACUAAGGCUGGCAAGUUCCAAGUCCGAACCUAGAGGAUCCUGAUAGCAAGGAAGAGCACUUUUCCUGUUUCCCCUGUCCCUGGCUGUUGGAUGCAGCCUCUUAUCUCAUCCAUCUAUUUAGGGUUGCUCCCUUGUCUCUAGUAGCAUAAGCAGGAAAGCCAGUGCUCAGAGUGCUGGAAAGCAGGGAAAAGUAAGGUUGACCUGAAACCACCUCAUCCCUACCUGAGUCUGAAGUAUUUGGAACAAUAGUAGAUGGGAGAGUUGCUCAGGUCCCUUAGGAUUAGUGAGUCAGCUAUGUAAGCUUGUAUCACCUUCAUUUUGCUGUCUUAGAGGAAAUUCUAGGGAUUUAUGGCCUUUUGUAGCUCCUCUUCCAUUAUAUUUUGUUUGGCUUUUAUCCCAUUGUACACGAUACAGAGUUGAAUUUCACAAACUUCAAUGUGAUGAUCCAGCAUCUGCAUUCCUGUGUCACUGGGGGUUAGGGUGUAGAGCUGUGUAGUUCUUGCCAGCAGGGAGAACAUCUAGCUGUUCUGCCUCAAAAAGGACUGGAAGAAGUGGAAGGGUAGAUUGUUCUACCCAGGAUGGGAAGUUGAGAAGCCUGAGAUUGGGAAUGGUGCCACAAGGGAAAGAAGUGAAUUCUUUCUCUAGAUAUUUCAUAAGGCAUCCUGGUCAUCAAGGAUCUUGAGUCUCUGCAUCCAGACUUGAAAUACAUUGAGAUCUUUUAACUGGUAUCUCCAUGUAAUUCUGCUUCUCUUAUUUCAUCAGUGUUUGAAGGUAGGAAUUCUAACUUAUUUGGGGAAUCAGAAGAGACAGACAGGGAAACUUCUGUGGAGACAGAUGGAAUUUGAAGCUGUGGCUACAUGAAGAUAACCACUGUCCUAGUAACUUGUUGGGACCUCUUUUUGCCUCUCCUUGCCUAUUGCAAAUGAUGGUGAUACUGCUGUUUUCCUGCUCACUGGUGUCUUCCUUUGAGAUAAUUGUGACCUGGUACCUUUGUAGUGUUCCUCCUGUCCUACCUCAUUUCAGUUUCUGUACCAGUCAGGUGCUGUGCAGAUGGAUUCAAACCUAUGCCAGAUUUUUCACUGGGAUCAUCUGUUCCUCAGGAGCUGUUGUUACAUCUGUCCAUUCCAGCCUGUGGUAAUCCCUCUGUACAGCAGAAAUAGGAAAUGAGAGGCACCUACACUGUUCCUAUUGUCUGUGACAGGCUCUUUGGCCACUACAUGCCAGUGUUUUUUCUCUUGGUAGCAGAACUUGCACCUAAGCUGCUGUACAUGUGACCACACACGUGUGGCUGUGGAGUCCAGCAUGUACAGUUCAUGUCUGUGAACAGAACAGGGUGACCCUAAACGAGGGAGAGCAUUCAUUCCACCUUGCAUGUGGUGGACACCUCAUGAGUGGCAUCUUGCUUGUGGGAUUACUAGUUCCUGUGCAGCUGAAGAAUUCCAUAGCAGGUGGCAUUCUGCUGAGGUGACAUUACUGCUGAGCAUGUUCAGUGCAAACAAAACCUUCAACAAGGGCAUCAAUAAAAUUAAUUUUUACAUGU